UGUAUCUGCCGCGAGGUUUUUUGGCGGAGUAGAGAUGUUUCCCGACGGUUCGCCUCUUACGGUGGCGAUGGAGGAGGAAGAGUAUACUGCCAUAUCCAUGGAUGUAGAAGAGUCUCCGUCUCCGUCAAUUACACCGAGAGACCCGCCGAAGAUACAACGGCUAGAAGAGUCAGUGGUGAACCGUAUCGCAGCGGGCGAAGUAAUCCAGCGUCCAGUUUCGGCGGUUAAGGAGCUCGUCGAGAAUAGCCUCGACGCCGACUCAACCUCCAUAAACGUCACUGUUAAGGACGGUGGAUUGAAGCUAAUUCAAGUCUCCGACGACGGUCACGGCAUUAGACGUGAAGACUUACCGAUUCUAUGCGAGAGACAUACAACGUCGAAGCUGAGCAAGUAUGAAGAUUUGUUCUCUCUUAGUUCGAUGGGUUUUAGAGGAGAGGCACUUGCUAGUAUGACUUAUGUUGCUCAUGUUACUGUUACCACCAUUACCAAAGGCCAGAUUCAUGGUCACAGAGUGUCUUACAGAGAUGGUGUUAUGGAGCAUGAACCAAAGGCUUGUGCGGCUGUCAAAGGAACGCAGAUAAUGGUGGAGAAUUUGUUUUAUAAUAUGAUUGCUAGAAGGAAGACACUUCAAAACUCUGCUGAUGAUUAUGGAAAAAUAGUUGAUUUGCUGAGCCGGAUGGCCAUUCAUCACAAUAACGUUAGCUUCUCUUGUCGAAAGCAUGGAGCUGUCAAGGCUGAUGUUCACUCUGUGGUGUCGUCUUCAAGGCUUGAUUCAAUCAGAUCAGUCUACGGUGUGUCAGUUGCGAAGAACUUGAUUAAAGUAGAAGUCUCCUCCGGUGAAUCCUCCGGUUGUGCUUUUGAUAUGGAAGGUUUCGUAUCCAAUUCGAACUAUGUUGCUAAGAAGACCAUAUUGGUGCUUUUCAUUAAUGAUAGAUUGGUGGAAUGUUCGGCUUUAAAAAGAGCCAUUGAGAUUGUUUAUGCUGCAACAUUACCAAAAGCAUCGAAACCUUUUGUCUACAUGUCGAUCAAUUUGCCACGUGAACAUGUUGAUAUCAAUAUUCACCCAACAAAGAAAGAGGUAAGCCUUUUAAACCAGGAAAUCAUGAUCGAGAUGAUACAGUCAGAGGUUGAACUCAAACUGAGGAACACAAAUGACACUAGGACGUUUCAAGAGCAGAAAGUGGAGUACAUUCAAUCUACGUUGAAAUCUUCGAGAAGUGACACUCCAGUUUCUCCGCUUCCAUCUGGACAGAAAACACCGAAAGUUCCUGUGCAUAAAAUGGUGAGAACGGAUUCAUCAGAUCCAGCUGGAAGGCUACAUGCGUUUUUGCAACCCAAGCCCCAUAAUCUACCUGACAAUGUUUCUAGUUUGAGUGCAGUGAGAUCUUCUAUAAGACAAAGAAGAAACCCAAAGGAAACUGCUGAUCUUUCUAGUGUCCAGGAACUUCUUUCUGGAGUUGACAGCUGCUGCCAUCCUGGUUUGCUGGAGACUGUACGGAAUUGCACAUAUGUUGGAAUGGCAGAUGAUGUUUUCGCUUUAGUUCAGUAUCAAACACAUCUAUAUCUAGCAAAUGUGGUGAACCUCAGCAAGGAGCUCAUGUAUCAGCAAACCCUUCGUCGUUUUGCUCAUUUUAAUGCAAUACAGCUUAGCGAUCCAGCUCCUCUGUCUGAGUUGAUACUGUUGGCUCUGCAAGAGGAGGAUCUAGAUCCUGAAAAUUACGAAAAAGAUCAUCUCAAAGAAAGAAUUGCUGAAAUGAAUACAGAACUCCUUAAAGAACAAACGGAAAUGUUAGAGGAGUAUUUCAGCGUUUUCAUUGAUUCCGAUGGGAAUUUGUCACAGCUUCCUGUCAUACUCGACCAGUAUACACCUGACAUGGAUCGUGUUCCUGAGUUUUUACUAUGCUUGGGAAAUGAUGUUGAAUGGGAAGAUGAGAGGGCUUGCUUUCAAGGAGUUUCUGCAGCUAUUGGGAAUUUUUACGCCAUGCAUCCUCCUCUUUUGCCAAACCCAUCUGGGGACGGUAUUCGGUUCUAUACCAAGACAAGUGAGAAGAGCCCUCAGGAGAAUCCAGCUUUGGGGGGUAACGUCGAGAUGGAGUCGGUUCUUGACCAAGACCUUCUCUCAGAUGCUGAAAACGCAUGGGCACAACGUGAAUGGUCAAUCCAACACGUGCUGUUUCCGUCUAUGAGAUUGUUCUUGAAACCACCAGCCUCUAUGGCUUCAAAUGGAACUUUUGUUAAGGUAGCAUCCCUUGAAAAGCUGUACAAGAUCUUCGAACGGUGCUAAUCGAGUUUCAUUUGUGCUAACUAUGUUUACAGACCCUUAGUAAAAUACUAGAACCAGUUUAUGGUUUAAUUAAACUGUGGCACGCAUGGAUGAUAUCAACCAUAAUCACCAAACUUGUGA
Molecule: messenger RNA, 2404 nt
Organism: Raphanus sativus (radish)
Lineage: Eukaryota; Viridiplantae; Streptophyta; Magnoliopsida; Brassicales; Brassicaceae
Product: DNA mismatch repair protein MLH1
Exons: 16
Coding region: 35-2284 (749 amino acids)
Biological process (GO): mismatch repair
Cellular component (GO): MutLalpha complex
Molecular function (GO): ATP-dependent DNA damage sensor activity; mismatched DNA binding; ATP hydrolysis activity
Source: RefSeq, a predicted model, not a curated record